AUGACCGAAACCUCAUCAAAUAAGGAGAAGGAAACAUUAACUCGGGUGAAAACUGAAGCAUUACCUUUUACUUGCCUCAUGUUAGCUGCAAUGGAGCCUGAAUUGCAAAAGAGGUUUUUGCAUUCUAAUGCUUAUACUAUCAUAACUGAACUGAAAACGCUGUAUCAGGAUCAGGCAAGGAUAGAGCGAUAUGAGACUCACAAGGCUAUACUUGAUAGCAAGCUUGUGAAGGGAAAACCAGUGAGUCCUCAUGUGAUUAGCCUGACUGGGCUUUUCAAGAGGAUGGAAAAUCUGGGGACCCCAUAUGACCAAGAGUUGGCCACUGAUAUUGUUCUUAGAUUCUUACAUGAUGGUUUUGCACCAUUUAGAAUGCAAUACCAUAUGAAUGGUCUAAAGCAUGAUCUGAAUGAGCUCCAUAACAUGCUUAAAAAUGCUGAAGGCAAUAUUAUUGAUGGAAGAAGGAAGUUCUAA
This is a messenger RNA of Impatiens glandulifera, 471 nucleotides long. RefSeq lists its product as uncharacterized. Lineage: Eukaryota; Viridiplantae; Streptophyta; Magnoliopsida; Ericales; Balsaminaceae. The coding region runs from base 1 to 471 and encodes 156 amino acids. The record is from RefSeq and is a predicted model, not a curated record. The transcript has a single exon.